AUGGUGACCACAAACGACGACUCCAAGGUCACAAAGGGCGGCCCAUCGUACGCACAGGUCGCGGCCACCCCCGCAGGGCCCUCGGACGCUGCUCCUCCUCCAUACUCCCACGACCAAGUCAUCUACCCCGCUGGCCGGGUACACGUCCCCGCUCCGAACCAGCACGCACAGUACGCCCAGCACAGCGGCGGCGGCGGCGAGCAUCAACCGAUCUACCAGCCCCAGACGCCGGCCCAGGCCGAGGGCGGCGGUGUCCUGGUCUACAUCUCGCCUUACGACAUUGCCCUCAUGCGCGCGCGCCGCAGGUUCUUUGGAGCCGUGUUCUGGGCAUUCGUGAUCUACUUGGUUGUAGGGCUCUUGGACGAGGGCCCCAAGCCAAGCCGAGAUAACGGUCGGGAAAGCUGGCCCAGACUGAGGCUCGAGGCUCUCGCAAGGCUCAAGGGUCUGCGUUUGAGUGCGAUUGUCGGCGACGGUAUUUCAGAGGCCAACCGCAAGCGUAACGGCGGGCACUGGGACAAGCAUGGCCGCUGGCACGACGGCAAGGGAAUCACAGUGUACGCAGGCGGUGCAGCCACUGCGGCUCCUGCAACUUCCACGAGUGUCGUCGACGCCGUCUUCGCCGAGACCCAGUAA
Messenger RNA from Apiotrichum porosum, 633 nucleotides. RefSeq lists its product as uncharacterized. The transcript has 4 exons. The record is from RefSeq and is a predicted model, not a curated record. Lineage: Eukaryota; Fungi; Basidiomycota; Tremellomycetes; Trichosporonales; Trichosporonaceae. The coding region runs from base 1 to 633 and encodes 210 amino acids.